AUGGAUCCGGCUCUCGAAAAAGCACAAGUGAGCCAAAUAGAUGAUGUGUCAAGAAAUACAAAUGGACAAAACGACGCAGGACUUGACCUAAAUAAUCAUCAAAAGCUCAACAGAGACGAUACGAGCAAUCUCAGAUUAGACAAGCAUGGACUACCACUUGUGCCACAGCCAACUCAACACAAAGAUGAUCCACUCAACUGGUCCCCAACACUCAAGCUAUUGAUCGCCCUCCAAAUCAGCUGGCUAUCAUGCAUGGGUCCAAUGAGUGCCGCCGUCAUCAAUCCCGCCUUCGUCCCUCUUGGAAAAGCAUUCAAAAUCACAACUGUUCAAGUAUCCUAUGAACUAACAGUGUACAUUAUCUUCGCUGGCGUUGGACCACUUUUGAUCUCACCUCUGGCAAACGUCUAUGGCCGUCGUCCAGUUUACCUCUUGGGAAAUCUUCUAGCUGGCAUCACGAACAUCAUCGCGGGACAUUGCACCACCUGGAACGGCAUCCUCAUCACCAGAGUCUUCAAUGGUAUCGGCGCAGGAUCAAAUGUAGCUAUUGGUGGUGCUACAAUUUGUGAUUUGUAUUUCAUGCAUGAGAGGGGUCUCUACAUGGGAGUUUACACUUUCUUUCUUACCAAUGGGCCACACCUAGCACCAUUGAUCGGAGGAUACAUAGCUCAGAACCUUGGCUGGCAACAAUGCUUCAACAUUCCUGGUUACAUCCAACUGGGAACCUUUCUCAUCACCCUCAUCUGCCUCCCCGAAACCUUGUACUCCCGCAAAUCCACCACCACAUCCUCCUCUGACUACAAACCAGCAUCAUAUACCGACCUCCUGCUCUUUAAACGCGGUCGCCUCGCUGACCGCAACCUCAGAGCAACAGAUUUUCUCGAGCCGUUUUACAUGCUAAAAUACAUCUCCAUCCUUAUCCCUGGCCUGUACUAUAUGAUCUCCUUCGGCUACGGGACCGUGCUCUUUGCCGCAACCGGCUCUUCCCUCUUCGCAAAGUUCUACCACUUCAACGUGGCACAAACUGGCCUCUUACUUUCCAUCCCUCUCCUCAUCGGGUGCCUAAUUGGAGAAUUCAAUGCCGGUUGGGUGACGGAUUAUAUGGUUUAUAGAUAUGCCAAGAAGAAUGACGGAGUGCGGAAACCAGAGGCGAGACUCGAUGCUAUUUGGCUUGCACUAUUGUUACCGAUAGGCGUGAUUAUCGAUGGGGUGUGCUUGACGCAUUACAAGACAGUUGGGUGGGUUGGGGCGGCGUUUGGGAUGGGGAUUGCGUGUCUUGGGUUGCAGGUUGCGACGACGGUGGUGUAUGCUUAUUGCACCGAUUGUUAUAAACCGCAAAGCGCAGAAAUCUCAACAGUGCUUAAUACUUUCCGCUCCAUCUUCUCUGCGCUCAUCUCUUUCUACGCGAUUCCUCUUGGCAACAGAAUCAAAUUCCAAUGCGCAUGGCUCGUCUUCGCGAUGCUGAACGUUGCGUUCUUGCUCCCGAUGUUCGCGCUACGUGUCUAUGGGUCACGAUGGAGGGGAUAUACAUGGCAGUCCCCGCCAAGGUUUCAUAACGACAUCUAA
Messenger RNA from Hyaloscypha bicolor E, 1563 nucleotides. RefSeq names its product MFS general substrate transporter. The transcript is spliced from 5 exons. Gene Ontology annotation, biological process: transmembrane transport. The record is from RefSeq and is a predicted model, not a curated record. Gene Ontology annotation, molecular function: transmembrane transporter activity. Lineage: Eukaryota; Fungi; Ascomycota; Leotiomycetes; Helotiales; Hyaloscyphaceae. Bases 1 to 1563 code for a protein of 520 amino acids.